Molecule: messenger RNA, 3384 nt
Organism: Durusdinium trenchii
Lineage: Eukaryota; Dinophyceae; Suessiales; Symbiodiniaceae
Source: the annotation of a GenBank genome assembly
AUGGGAGGAAACAAGUCACUCAGGUUCUGGCUGAUUUGGGGUGAGCUGGGGAACCUUCGCUUCUGCCCGGAGCUCUUGUGCUUUCUCUUCACAGCAGCCUGUGAGCUUUGCGACAGCUCUUCUGAGAUCGCACUGGAGGAAGCCUCUGAGGGGAGCUUUCUGGAAGAGGACUGGGCGGAGCCAUUGGGGGGUCUCGCGUGGCACGUGGCACGGGUGGUCAAGCCCAUCUACCACGUCAUGGUCACCGAGACCUUCGACCUCCGCGACGGCCGGCCGCCGGUCUUCAAGUUCGGGCAGGCGCCCGCCACGGCGCGCGCCUGCAACUACGACGACUGGAACGAGCUCCUGAGCCGGAGGAAGGCUUUUUUGGGAUCCUUGGCGCCUGAAGCGGGCACUGCGGACCAAGAGACGGGUCCAGUGACAUCGACCGCCCGGAUGACCUCCUCGCGCUACUACCGCUUCAUCGACACCUGCCACGACUCCGUGGACAUCUGGCGGAAGCUCACGGAGGUCGAUUGGACGGAAUCGCUGCGCAAGCACAAGACUCAUUUGGAAUUCCACUCGCACUUGCCGUUGCUCAUUGGUAACUACCGGAUCUUCCUUUUGCACACUGUGGCCUUCUGCAGCCUUUGCUGCUUUUGGGUGGGCAACCUGGGUCGUUUGCAGGGCCUGGGCGUUCAUCUCUGGCGGGACCAUGGGUGGCUGAUCCAGGCCAGCCUGGGCCUCCUUGCCCCUGCUUGGAUGCUCCUUUAUCAGAUUGGUUUUCAGGCGCUCACACCAUGCCUGGCGAGACGAAAUCGAUUGAGGGGCCUGUUACAGCUCAUUUGCAUCGAUCUCCUCCCCGUGAUCUCCUUCGUAGCUCUGGUGUGGCAACACGCCCAGCCUGAAGGUGUCUCACAAAGAUUUCGUUACAUCCCAUGGCUGAAAGUGCCAACCUUUGAUGUGCUCCUUGUGAUCCACGUGUUCUUUUCAGUCUUCAUUUUGAUUUUGGCCUUGGGCCCCCGAUCAGACAACUUGUAUCGCUGGAAGUUUUAUCCAACGAUGUCCAGACCUGAUUGCAUUCCCAGUGGUGCCUUCUGGCUACUCACUGUGGCCCUUUGGUCCUUCUUCGCAUCCAGUGGUACCCGCUACUGCAGCCAAGCCAUGUUGAGGAUUUGGGACAUGUACGACUCCAUUGGGCUUCCUUUGCCCUACUUGUUGGGCGUCCUCACCACCAUGGUCAUCGUGCCGACCGUGCUAGUCUUCUUCAGCACUUUGUGUUUCUUCCUCACCUUCUCCAUUAGCCUUGUGGGCUCUGCCGUGGGCGCUUAUCGACUGGGUGGCGUGCGCUUAAUGUGCACUCGCCGGGGCAUGGGCCUCACCUAUUUGCCUGAGACCAUCGUGGGAAGGUUGCUGCAUUUGCCACCCCAUCCCAGCCGUGAGACGGGGCUUUGGGAACGCUUCUCUUGGUGGAGGCGGCGUGGAAGGGCAGAGGGUGGAACGGCGUGGAACGGCGUGCGUGAGGAAGGGUGGCAACGGGCGGCAAAGGGCGUGCGAGAUGUCUUUGAUGGCUUCGAUCAAGCACCACAUGGGGUCCUCUGGGGUCAGGCCUUUGUGGAUGUGUGGAACAAGUUGCUGCAGGAGCUCCGGGGACGAGACCUCGUUUGUGACCGCGAGUUGGAGUUCCUCUCCUUCAGGUCCACCCAGGAAGCCUUUCAAGGCCACGUGCCGAGGCUCUUUCAGGCCCUCAGCCUCCGGGCCACGUUGCCGGCCAACGGCGAGGCGCGGCGGCGCAUCGUGUCCUUGGCACGGUCCGUGCAGAUGGAUCCGUUGCCGAAGGCCAAGGUGAUGGACAUGCCCACGCUCUCGGUGCUGAUUCCUCACUAUUCGGAGACGAUUCGCUAUUCCAAGAAGGACCUCUUCUCAGAUGGCGUCUCCAAUGAUUUGCUGAGGUUCUUAAUCAAGUACUACAGGGACGAGUUCCGGAACUUCAUCGAACGAUUGGAGGCCAACGACUUGGCCUUUGGCAGCCACGGCUUGGAAGCUGCCCUUUGCGAAUGGGCCUCUUUGCGCAUGCAGACCCUCUGGCGAACGGUCGAUGGCAUUUGCGGCGCCUAUGCCCAUGCACUGGACGAGAUCUUGUCACAGUACCAGGCCCCAGAGCAGCACGGCACCAAAGCUGCGGUGCGGCAAAGGUUGCAGGUGGUCGUGGCAAUGCAGCAGAGCCUUGGCGUUGUUGCAGGUGGUGACCUGGUGUUGAUGAGGUACGCCAAGUUCGCAGACCCCACGGGCCCGGGCUUCAGCCCCCAAGAGCUUCAAGCCGUGGAGGCCAUGUUCACUUCCUUUGGGGAGUUCCUCAGCAUCGCAUACAUCCAGGAGCAAGUCGUGGACGGCGAGAAACGCUUCUACUCCUGCCUCAUUGAUGCUUCCUGCGAGCAGAUCCCCAUUGAAGGCUUCGAGGACGUCUACGCACGCCGGGCAAAGUACCGCGUGGAGCUGCCGGGAUUUCCAAUCUUGGGCCAUGGCAAGAGUGACAACCAGAACUGCGCCAUGAUCUUUACACGUGGAGAGGUCUUGCAGAUGAUCGAUGCAAACCAGGACGCCUACUUUGAGGCCUCCCUGUUCCUCCCGAGUGCCCUCCAAGAAUUCUGCGGCCCAGAGAAGACGUUGAAGGGCCGCCCGGGCAUCGUGGGCUUCCGCGAGCACAUCUUCUCGGCGGUGGGACUUUUGGGGCGCCUGGCGGCGGACAGCGAGUUCACCUUCGGCACCAUGAUCCAACGGACUUUGGAUUGGCCCUUGAACAGCCGAUUCCACUAUGGGCACCCGGACUUGAUGGACAAGUUGCAGGUGGUUCAGCAGGGUGGUGUCUCCAAGGCGACGCGUGGCCUUAACCUGUCAGAAGAUAUUUUUGCUGGGCUGGACCUUUCUUUGAGAGGUGGCUGGACAGUCUACAAGGAGUACUUCCAUGUUGGAAAGGGCAGAGAUAUGGGCUUCAUGAGUGUGCUUUCCUUCUAUGCCAAAGUCUCCAUGGGAAAUGCCGAGCAGGCUCUCACGCGUCAGUGGAUGCGCUUGGGUCUCCACCUGGAGCUCUCGCAGCUCUUGGGCAUCUUCUACUCGCACAUCGGCUUCUACAUGAAUCAGUGCUUGGUGAACCGCGCGACCAAGGCCUUCUGCUUCGCGGCGGUGCUUUUCGCCCUUGCAGGCGAGGCCCAGGAGAGCUUCUCCCACCUGGCUGUGGAGAUGAUUUCCAGCUACUUCGGCUACUUCUAUCUUCUCUUCGUCUUGGCCUCCAUGCUCCCCUUCGUCUUUGAGACGAUGCUGGAAGAGGGAGGAGACUUGAUCGGAUCCGUCAGCACUAAGACCGGGAGCAAGAGAUUGAUUACACCAGUCUUCCAGCCAAACUGA